Molecule: messenger RNA, 29778 nt
Organism: Closterium sp. Yama58-4
Lineage: Eukaryota; Viridiplantae; Streptophyta; Zygnematophyceae; Desmidiales; Closteriaceae
Source: the annotation of a GenBank genome assembly
AUGCCUCAGCUGCGAGCCACACUGCUAGCCGGCAAUGCCACUGCCUGCCGCUACUUGCUCUACCACCAAAGCAGAGACGGGCAGGGAAAUCGGCUCAUGUCUCUCAUCUCCUCGUUUGCGUACGCGCUGCUGACAGAUCGGAUUCUGCUGCUGGUGUCUCGUAGUGGCCCUGCUACAGAGUUCUGUGAACCGUUUGAGCAUGAAGCGUCGUGGGUGCUGUUCAAUGGGUCGGAGGAAGAAGGGGAGAAUUAUGCCAGGGUGCUUCGGUUUAAGGUGGCUAAGGAAUGGAGGAGCGUGAGGGAGGGAGAGGAGGGACAGACGCCAGGCGCCAAGCUGCCACCAAUGCUACGUCUCGACAUCAACCAAGCAACCACCUCGUCUGGCUUCUUGUUCUUCUGUGAAGCAGAGCAGCAGUGGCUCUCCCGCACGCCCACAUUACUCCUCACCUCCAACCAAUACUUCCUCCCCGCGCUCUACCUCCUCCCCUCCUUCCACCGCCUCCUCCACCUCCUCUUCCCAGCCCACAUGCCCUUCCGCUCCCUCUCCCGCCUGCUGCUCUUCCCCCGCAACCGCAUCUGGGCGGGUAUCACCCACCGGUAUCACACCCUCAUUGCCCCGGCGCCGGCUCGAGUCGGCCUGCAGGGGCGGUUUUUAACACAUGCAAAGGAGAGCACAAUAGCAUUCUACACUAAGGGUAUGGGGAGUUGCCUGCUGCAAGCUCUCAACUCCUCGGCUGUGCAGAGAGCCAAGGGGAUUCGCCUGUCCAGGGAGGGGGGAUUGCAGGGGAGGGAGGGUCCUUUUGAGAUGGACAGGAGACGGGGGAUGCGGGGGGGAGAGGGAGGAGGCGAGGCAGGGAGGGGCACUAGUGGGAGUUCUGGGCAAGGGGUGGGAGGGCUGACGUGGUUCCCGAACGCCAGUGCGGACGACGAUUGGCUGGAGGAGGCUGCUACGGCUUCUCACGCCUUGUCGCCGGCUCAGGCUGCGAGCAGCAGCGCUGUACCCGGCCACGUGCGAGAGGAGGUCGUCAAGAUCGAGGAGAUCUCUACAGAGAUCGUGACCGUCCAGGAGAUAUCCACCGAGAUCGGACGGCCAGCUAGCACCAGCGGCCUUCCCCCCCAGCCCCUCCGCAGCAGCAGCGGCCUUGCUGCCCUCUCCGCGUCCACCAAUAACAAUCUCCUGCAGCGCGCCGCCACGGGCAGCGGUGACCGUUGGAUCUUCCACUCUGGCGCCGAUCGGGACCAGCUGGUGGAGUCGGAUUCGAGUGAUGACUCGGAGACAAUGAGUGGGCGGCUGGAGGGCGGGUUGGGGGACUCGUGGGGGAGAGGGCGGGGCGGGGAGGAAGCAGGGCCGUUCAGAGUGGGAAGCUUGGCGACAGGCGGGACGGCGGACAGCAGAGGGAGUUUUGGCACAGGGGCGGAGAUCAACAGAGCGAGUAAGAGCAUGAGGGGUUUGCCGGUAGAUGGGUUGGCUAGCGCUGGGGUUAGUGGGGCGUGGAGCUCGUCAGAUGGCGAGGGGAGUGUGGAGAGGAGGGGGGCUGCAGCGGCGGCUCAGCCUGUGGUUGUGGGGUUUGUGGGGCCUGCUAGACCUGGUACGCCUGUUUCGCUGUCCAGGCUUGGGUCUGGGGCUCCUGUGCUGCGCCCUGCGACGUCAGGGGGUUUGUUGCUGGAGGAUGUGGGGAAGUAUGAUGACUGGGUGGUGUAUGAGAGUGAGGGGGAGGAGGAGGAGGUGCAGAGUCGGCUUCCCCACCCCGGUGCAAGGCAUGCGCCUCAGCCACCCACCAGUCCCCGACCGUCGUCCCCCCGGCCUCUCCCUUUCGCGACUAGGUCCCGGUCCUCUGCCCCCGUUCCUCCUCACCCGCAGCAGCAGCUUCUCCCUCGCCCUGUCAGCCCUCCUAACGCCUCAUCCUCCCAGCAUGGCCCUUCCCAACCCCACCCGUUUUCGUCAGGAACAGCAGGGGCAAGCGCGUUUGUGUUUGGGGCGAAGCAUGACGGGCAUGCAGGGAGGGAGGCAGGGAGGGAGGCGCAGCAGGGGAAGGAUCUGAACCAGGCAGGUGAUGCUGGGUCUGGGUUAAGGGACGGGGAGCAAGGGGGCUCUGGGGCAGCAGGUACAGGAGCUGUAGCAGGUGUAGCAGCUGUAGCGAGUGGGGGUAGUGGCAGUGGCAGUGGCAGUGGCAGUGGCAGUGGUAGUGGUAGUGCUAUGCGCCCUCCUCGCCCUCCUUCCCUUGCCAUUCCUGGAGCAACGGGUACAGCCACUAGCACUGGUGCCGGUCGCUAUAGCACCCAUGCACAGGCAGGAGCAAACGGAGAGGCGGCAGAACGAGAAGCAGCAGCAGCUGUUGCCGGUGCUGCUGCUCCUGGUGUGUUUGUGGUAGCGGAGGGGCAUGAGGCUCUCAUGUCCCCCAUUGCGUUCGUUACAGUGUCGCCUGCUAAGAACACGGGGAGAGGCACAGACGGAGGUGCAUUGCCAGGGGCAGCAGCAGCAGCAGCAGCAGCGGUGCCUGGGAGAGCGGUGGGAGGAGCAGCAGAGAUGGGGGUGAUGAGUCAGCAGCCCGCACAGGGGUACCGGCCUGGGUCGGGGCUUGGUGGGUGGAGUAAAGGGUCUGGUGCCAGGGCUGGUGGGGUUGGUAUAGGGUGGGGGGAGGAGAGUGAAGAGGAGGAGAGUGAAGAGGCGGAGAGUGAAGAGGAGGAGAGUGAAGAGGCGGAGAGUGAAGAGGCGGAGAGUGAAGAGGCGGAGAGUGAGGAAUCAGAGGAGAGUGAAGAGUAUGAGGAGGAGGAAGAGGAGAUGGAAGAGAUGGAAGAGGAGGAGAUGGAGUAUAGUAGUGAUGAGGAAAGCGAGGAAGAAAUUGAGGAGGAGAGUGAGGAUGGAAGUGAGGAGGAGAUUGAGGCGGAGAGUGAGGAGGAAAGUGAGGAGGCAACUGAGGAGGAAAGUGUGGAGGAGGAGGAGGAUGAGGAGGAGGAUGAUGAGGAGAAUGAUGAGGAGGAGGAGGUGGAAAGUGAGGAUGAGAGUGCAGGUGCGUGGGUGGGCAGGCCAAUACUGGCACCGUCACAGGGAGGCACUCCCACAGGCUACAGCGGCAUGAAAACCCCCGAUGCAAUCGGAGGGAUAGUUUUUAUCAACGAGUAUGGCGCCGCCCCUCCCUCCCCUGCUCUGGGGCCAAGUUCGGUGGGUACGGGAGGGGGGACGAGUGGGGCCAGCACGCCGUUGAGUGGGCGGGCUGGCAUGGGAAUGGGUGGGGGGAGUGGGGCGAUGGGGGGUGGAAGCUCACCUGGUGGUAGGGUAGGGGAGGAUGAGCGAGUGGUUGUGGUUUUUAACAAGUCGAGAUUUUCACCUACUGCUGCUGGAGCUGCUGCUGCUGCUGGCGCUGGUGGUGGUGGUGCUGCUGCUGGUGGUGGUGGCCUGUUGGCUGACACUCAAGGAUCAGGGACUUUAGUGGUGAGGAUUGAGAGAGGUGUGGAGGAGGAGGCAAGUGAGGAGGAUGAGGGAGAGGGUGGAAGCGAAGGGUGGGAUGCAGGGGAGAGUGGGGAGGAGGAGGGGAGUGAGGAUCGGAGUGGGAUGGAAGGAGAGAGUGAGGAGGCUGGGAGUGAGGAGGGGAGUGGGUUUGAAGGGAGUGGUGAGGGAGAGAGUGAGGGGGAGAGUGAAGGGAGUGAAGGGGAGGAGAGUGGGACGGAAGGGAGUGAGGUGAGGAGAGGCAAGGAGGAGGACGAAGAUGAGGAUUUGAGCGCGGUGGAAAGUGGUGCUUCUGGAGGGAGUGAGGGGAGCGAGGAGGAGAGUGCGGAGGGGAGUGAGGAGGGGAGUGAGGAGGAGAGUGAGGAGGGGAGCGAGUCAAGCCUUAGCCCUGUGGGGAGCUCAGACGAGGGAGAAACUGAGUACGUGGGGAGUGGGGAGAGUGAGACAGAAGAGAGUGAGGAGGAGAGUGGGAGUGAGGAAGAGAGUGGAAGUGAGGAGGAGAGUGGGAGUGAGGUGGAGAGUGGGAGUGAGAGCGAGGGGACGGAAAGUGGUUCGAGUGAAAGCGAGGGGAGUGAGGAGACAGGGUCAAGUGAUGACGAGGAUGGAACAACUUUGGAUGGCACAUGGGACGGCACAAUGGACGGCACGAUGGAUGGCACAGUGGGCGGCACACUAGACGACAGAACGCUGGAUGGGACAGAGGAUGUGACUCCAAGAGGGAGUGACACUAUGGAGAGGACUUUCACUUUAGAAGAAACCGAGACAGCUGUUAGUGAGACGACGCUGGGAAGGACGUUGACAAGAGAGGGGAGUGGCACUAUCGAGGGGAGUGAGCUUAUAGAGGGGACGGAUGCAAUAGGGCGGAGUAUCACGUUUGAGACGGUGGGGAGGACUGAGACGUUUGAAGGCAGUGGGACGAUUGAGAGGAGUGGCACUAUUGGAAGGAGUGACACUAUGGAGGGGAGUGAGACUAUGGGGAGAACCAACACGUUUGAAACGCUGGGAGAGACUGGAACUUAUGAAGGCAGUGAUACUAUGGAGGGGAGUGAGACUAUGGAGAGGAGUGGCACAAUUGAGAGGAGUGGCACUAUUGAAAGGAGUGACACUAUGGAGGGGAGUGAGACUGCUGGGACGGCAGAUAGAACUCUGACUUUGGAGGGAACUGAUGAUUCACAGGGGAGCGGGCAGUCUGAAGGCAGUGAGGGGAUUGGGGAAGGGAGUGAGGAGGGGAGUGUUGAGGGGAGUGAGGGGUUCGAGGGGUCUGAUAGGAGUGGAGUGAGUGUGGGAGAUGGGAGGAGAGAGGAGGAGGAGAGUGGGGAGGGUGAGGAGGAGUAUGAGUCGGCGAGUGAGAGAGAGGGAGAGUCGCAAGAAGAGGAUGAGUAUGGUUCCAGAAGUGCGGCUCCCCCGCAGAGGUUCCACCACCCACAGCCGCCCACCACGCCCUCUCUGCAGCCGUCUCCACCCUCCCUCGCCUUCCGCCGUUCCUUCAAGCGUCCCCAGCCCCUGCGCCCCUCCUCCACCUUGCCCCUCUCUCCCCACCCCUUCGCCCAAGCGUCUGGGUCUGCUGCCAGCACUCCACAGAGCAUGGGAGGGUCCUCUGGAGCUUCCACGCCCCGCAGUGCCACCGCUGCUGCCACUGGUGUUUCUGAUAUGGCUGGCUCUCGCUUUGCAGCUGCAGGUGAGUCUCCCUCUCCCUUUUACCGGCCAUCGUCGCCCGCUUCUGCUUCUGCUGCUCUUGCUUCUUCUGCUCUUGGAGCGCCUGUGUCUGCUUCGCCUGUUGCUGCCGCUGCACGUGCUUCGCCUGGAAUUGCUGCCUCUGCUGCUCCUCUUGCUCCUGCUGCUGUUGCCUCGGUUCUUGCUCCUCCUGCUGGUGCCUCGGUUGUUUCCCCCCCUGCUGCCUCUGCUGUUGGUCUCUCGUCUACAGGUCGUAGUGCGGGCUCUCGACCAACGCAAGCAAGCAACGGUGCCGGCAGCUCGCAGGGUUCCAGCCGGCCCGAGUCAAGGGAGUCAACAGAGUCAACCAGGGCGGGUGAGUCACCUGAGAAAGGUGUGUCAGCAGCAGUUGGAGGAGCAGAAAGAGGAGGGUUGGAAAGAGCGGUGGAGAGAGGUGUGGAGAGAGGAGAAGGGGUGGUAGCGACAGAGGCAUGGGUGCUUGCAAGCAUGAGGCAAAGAGCAAGGCUCGAAGAAGGACGCUCGGAAGGAGGCUCGGAAGAAGGCUUGGAAGGAGGCAUGAGGGGAGGCUUGGAGGAGGCAAUGAGAUUAGCAGCUGUGGGUGACUCAACAGAGCGUUCCUUUAUGGGGGGGUCUGUUAUAACGGGGCCUGCUAUAAUGGGGCCUGCUGCUGUGGUGAGUCUGAUGGACAAGGGUUCAGCUGCUGUAGGUGCUGCAGGAGUGAGUGUGGAGGAGGGGAGGAAUGAAGGGGAGAGUGAGGGCAGGGAGGAGGAGGGUGGCGGGAGUGAAGGGGAUGCAAGAGUGAGUGACGAGGAGAGUGAGAGUGGUAGUGAAGAAGAGAGUAGGAGCAGUGUGGGGGGGAGUGAGGAUGGGAGCGAGGGUGAGAGUGAGGGUGAGAGUGAAGGGGAAAGUGUCGAUGGGAGUGGGAGGAGCAUGGAAGGAAGCGAAGGAAGCAGUGAGGGAGAGAGUGAGGGAGAGAGUGAGGGAGGGAGUGAGGAAAGUGAGGAGAGUGGGGAGGAGAGCGGGGAGGAGAGUGAGGGUAGUGUGACGGAGACAGAUGCUGCGACCCGAACCAGCUACUCGGGGAGUGAGGGGGAGGAGACAGAGGAUGGGUCGAGCGAAGGGGAGAGUGAGAGUGGAGAGAGUGAGAGUGGAGAGAGUGAGAGUGGAGAGAGUGAGAGUGGCGAGAGUGAGAGUGGAGAGAGUGAGAGUGGCGAGAGUGAGAGUGGCGAGAGUGAGAGUGGCGAGAAGGUGGCGAGUGUGGUGGGGAGGAGUGAGGGAGUGAGGGUGGACAGUUUGCUGAUCGAGGUCGAGAGUGUGGUUGGAGCAGAGAGUGUGGUGGGGGGAGGGAGUGUGUUCGGAGGGGAGAGUGUGGCGGGAGCAGGGAGUGUACUGGGAGAAGAGGAUGUGAUUUUUGAAGCGGUAGAGGAGGCAGAGGAAGGAGGAGAGUUGGACAGGAGCGAGGGGAGUGAGGGAGUGGAAGGACAUGGUAAUAGGGCAAAGCCUGCGGAUACAGCAAAGCCUGCUGCUGACGUGGUGAAGCCUGCGGAUGUGGAAAAGCCUGCUGACGUGGCACGUUCCGCUGAUGUGGCCAAGGCUGCCGCCGCAGCAAAAGCUGCUGACAUGUCGCUGGCAGCGCUGAUGGCGAGAACGCCCGAUGCCAGGCCGGUGACUCCGAUUCAACGCAGGACAUGGCUGGAGGUGCUGCAGAGCCAUGCCGUGCUGUCGGAACUGAUGACGGAGGAGGACAUGGGUGCGCUGCAGUUCCUGUGCUCCGUGGACUUUUACAAGUCACAGCACAGCAUGGAUUUCCGGGUGGACUUUCUGUUUGACGCAAAUCCGUUCUUCACCAAUGAAUACCUGAGCCGCGUCUUUGCUGUGGCGAGAAACCCCAAGGUUGACCCAAUCAUCAUGUCCAUUCACUGCAACCCCAUCGCCUGGCAGCCAGGCAGGGACUUAACUAAGCGCCGCACGGGGUGGUUUGGAUGGGCUGCUGCCACUCUCACGCAGGGAGGGAAGGGAGGCAGUGCUGCUGCAGGCGGUGGCAGGAACAGCUUCUUUACACUGUUUGCCUCUCGACCUUCUCUUACUGCUUCUGAAGCCAACGAGGAGGCUGUGCGCAUGAAGAUGCUGGAAGAAGCUGCUCUCACCCAUGGUCUCCUGCAGUCAUCAGAAGGUCCUGUGGUGUCAAGCUUGCUUCGCUGGUACACUGUAAAGUCGCUGGGGGGUGGGGAGGAAGAGGAGGCGGAAGAGGAGGAGGAGGAAGAAGAAGAGGAGGAAGAGGAGGAGGAGGAGGAGGAGGAAGAAGAAGAGGAGGAAGAGGAGGAGGAGGAGGAGGAGGAGUCGAAGAAAGCUGAGAGAGCUGAAGCUGUAACGACUUUGGAGACGUCUCAAAAAGCGAGUCCCGCAGGGAAGCAGGCAGAUGGCCGUCCUAGUAUCGAGGAGGAGGGAGAGAGGGCGGAAGUCUGCAGUGCGGCUGUGCGGCAGGAUGUGAGAGAAGAUGAAAGGCGAAUGGUGGGAGGCGAGAGGAAGGAGGAAUUGAUUCAACGGGAGGAGGCAAAUGAGCGUCCUAGUUCUGGGGAGGAGGGAGAGAGGGCGGAAGGCAGUGCGGCUGUGCGGCAGGAUGUGAGAGAAGAUGAUGGGCGAGUGGUGGGAGGCGAGAAGCGGGAGGAGUUGUUUUCACGGGAGGAGGAAGAGAAGCAAGGAGAAGGGGGAGAGGAGGCGGCGGAAGUGAGACAACAAGUGGAGGUGGGGCGAGAGGGAGAGGGUCCGAGGCACGGUGGAGUGGAAGUGGUGGAAGGAACAGGGAGGAGAAGCCCUGGGGAGGAAUUGAACCAUGUGGGAUCGGAAGAUUCAGCAACAGUGCAUGCAGGAGGCAGGUGGGAAGAGGAGGAGAAUGAGGAGGAGGAGGAGGAGGAGGAGGGGGCAGAAGUGGAAAAGAGUGCAGGGACGGGUGUGAAAGAGGAGUAUGCACUGGUAGUAGCAGCAACACAUGAUGCUGAGGAUGCAGAGGAAGGAGCAGUAGAGGAUGAGUGCAAGGAGGAGAGGAGCGGCACGGAGGAGAGGAGAGGUGAAGAGGAGGGAAGGGGUGGUAGCGAUGUGGGAGGUUAUGACCCGAGGGGCUCCAGUGGUAGUCUUGGGGAUGCGAUGCCGGGCAUGGUGGGGGGAGGUGGGGGGGACGAGGAAGAGGAAGGGGCAGGCACAGGGGCAGAGGCAGGAGCAAGGGGAGGGGCAGAGGCAUGGGGAGGGAAAGUGGGGGUUGGAGGGGAGGAAGGAAGGGAAGGGGAAGGGGAAUGGAAUGGCAGCGGAUUGAAAGGCCAGGCGGGUCAGUGGCAGGUGGGCCGCGACAGGGGAGCGUUGAGAUACGAGGGGGUCGAGGGAGGGAGUGAGGGGGAGAGUGAAGGAGAGAGCGAGGGAGGAAGUGAGAGGGGGAGCGAUCGGGGGAGUGAGAGGGGAAGCGAUCGGGGGAGUGUGGAUGGAAGCGAUGGGGGAGGGAGUGGGCAGGGGAGCUCAGUGGAGGGCGAGUUGGCGGAGCUGAUGCAUGCAGUGGACAGCCAUUCUCUGCCCUUCUGGCAUGCUGUGGCUGCCACAGGCAGAGAUGGGUUGGUGGGUCUCGAGAGUCGGGAGGAACUGGAGGGUCUGGAGGGACUGGAGGAACUAGAGGAGGGAGUAGAGGGGGCAGAGGGGGUAGAGGGGGUAGAGGGGGUAGAGGGGGUAGAGGCUCUGAAGGGGGCCGUUGCUGGUGUUGCUUCUGCCGCAGCUGUGCCUGCUCGCUCCUGUACAGGGAUGCCAAUGCCUGGCAUCCGUGUUGCUGUAUCGGGGCCUACUGCUGCUGCUUCUGCUGCGCUUGCCACGUUCUGGCGAACAGGAACACCCAUGCCUGGAGUCCGUCCUUCAGGCUUACCCCCUCCCCCCCCUGCUCCCGCUCCCGCUGCUGCGGCUUCUCGUGCUGCUUGUCCUUCUGCUUCUGCCGCUGCCUCCCGUGCCACAACCCCCAUGCCGGGAGUGCAUGCUGCUGCAGCUUUACCUCCUCCCGUCCCUCCUCCUUCUGCUGCUGCCCCUGCAGCGUUCUCUCGUUCCACCACCCCCAUGCCUGGCGUCCAUGCCACUCUUGCUCCUGCGCCUCAUCCUUCCCGUGCGGUAACGCCCAUGCCUGGAGUCCACGCCCCUGUUGCUGAUGCUGCUGCUGUCCCUGCCAAGUUCUCUCGCUCCACUACACCCAUGCCAGGCCUCCCCCCUCCUCCUGCUCCUCCUGCGUUCUCCAGAGCAGUUACACCUAUGCCUGGGGUUGCCCCUGCUGCUUCUAGUGCUUCUAGUGCUGGUACUGCUGCUCCUUCUGCUGCAUUCUCCAGGGCAGUGACCCCCAUGCCUGGGGUUGCUCCUACCGCUAGCUACCCCCCUCCACCUGUUCCAACCCCUCCUCAUCUUGCUGCGAUUCCUGCAGCUAGUGCUGCUGGUGCUGCUGGUGCUGCUGGUGCCACAUUCUCCUCCAGGGCAGUGACGCCAAUGCCCGGUGUCUAUCACACCUCCCCGCAUCCUCCCCCUCCUGCUGCGCCUCCUCCCCUUGUAGCUUCUGCUGCUCUCUCCCGGGGAGUUACGCCCAUGCCUGGCGUGCGCACCACAGCUACGCCCAUGACUGUCGUGCGUGCCACAGCAACGCCGAUGCCUGGUGUGCGCGCCACAGCCACACCCAUGCCCGGCAUGGCUGGGGAGAGCAGCAGGCAGCAGCAGCACAUGAGAGCAUCCGCCAGCAGGGGCCACUCGCGGGGAUCGACUGAGGGAUCUGCGUUUUACACCCCAAUCGAAGGGACAGCUGCGUUUUACGGCCCCCCAACUGAGCAUGCGGCUUUCUUUGCCCCAACGGCUGACGGGGCUGCAUUCUACGCCCAAACCCAAGCUGUGGGGCGCUCCCAGUCCCACAGGCACGCUGCAAGCCCCUCCCACUCGUAUUAUAGGCAGGCCAUAAGCCAUGGUCGCAGCCUGAGCCACGGCCCUGGGGGAUGGGCUCUUGCUGAACCUCAUCCUGCUGCUGUUGCUGAUGCAGGGAGGGAGAGCGGUUUGGAGGUGUGGCGUGUGGUCAUGCAGGGGUAUGGGGAGGGGGGUGUGGGAGCAGGGAUGGGGUAUGGGGGCGGCGGGGGUGUGGGAGCAGGGAUAAGUUACGGGGAGGGGGGUGGGGGAGGAGCAGGGAUGGGGUAUGGGGAGGGGGAUAGUGUGGGGGAAGCAGGGAUCGAGUAUGGGCUGGGAGGCAGUGAGCAAGCAGCAGCAGGGAUAGGCUACGGGCCGUGGCAGGAAGGGGGGGAGGGGGUUGUGGGAGGGAGUCAGAGGCUGGUGGUGGCGAGUGGGAGUGAGAGGGACGGCGAUAGGAGCAGCGUGGGAGAUAGGAGCAGUGUGGGGGAUGGGAGCAGUGUCAGUGUGGGGGACAGCCUGGUGUCGCUUUUGAGAAUUUUGAAAAACGAGGGGGAGGGCGAUGUGAGUAGUGUGGCAGAUAGCCUAGCAAGCAGCAUGGAUGGUGGUGGGGGGGGAAUGCCGGAGGCAGAGUUGGGAGAUCUGAUGGACGCUCUAGAUGGCGAGCUGUCACCGUUCUGGACCACUCAUAACAGCAAUGGAAGCAUGGGGAGUGUUGGGGCAGGAGGGAGGACUGGCAGCAUUGGGAGCAUUGGGCUGGGAAGGACUGGGAGCUUUGGCAGUGCUGGGAGCGUAGGGAGGAUGUGGAGGGGGAGUGUGGGGAGUUUUAGGUCAGUGAGGGAGGAAGGGGAGGGAGGGAGGGGAGGAGAGGUGGGUGAGGAGGAGAGGGAAGCGAGGAUGGAUGUGUGGAGAGAGGUGAUGGGGAAUUACUGGGAGUUGAGAGGGGCGGGAGCGUUUGGGUAUAGACAUGCCGACAGGCAUGCAGAUCGACGCGAGGAUAAACAAGAGGACAGAGAUGAGGAUAGAGAUGAGGAUGGACAUGCGGAGGAGAGUAUUCAUGUGAAUGGCAAAGGGGAUGCUUCUAAGGGGGGAGAGGGCCGGGUGGAUGGUGUUUUACAAGACUCGGAGUUGCUUUUGUAUGAUGAUGUGGGAGAGAGUGUGAGUGGCAAGGUUAGGGAAGAGGCGGAUGAGGAAGAGGAAGAGAAGGGUGGUUUGGGGGUUGUGGGCAGGGAGGAUGGGCAUGAGGAAGAUGAGGAGGAGGAAGAAGAGGAGGAGGAGGAGGAGGAGGGUGGAAGGGUGGUGGUGGUGUUCAAAACGGCAACCAGGGCUGCUGGGAUCCACGUGGAAGAGAGUGAUGCGGAUCUGUCUGCUGAUGUGGUAAGCGAUGCUGACAUGGCGAGUGAACUGAGUGAGCACUCGCCGUACAACGCCAGGGAUGAUGUGGCAGGUGCUGGUAUUGUGACACGUGGGAUUAGCACACAGGAGGAAAGCGGAGAGUGGGAGGAGUCAAGGGAUUUGGAUCAGGAAAGAGAGACAGUGGGAGGAGUGGAGGAUGAGGGGGAGAGGGUCAAGGUGUGUGGAAAAGCAGGGGCAGGUGCUGAUAGUAUUGGUGGUGGGGAUGAUGGUGCGGCUUCUGAUGUCUUAUCUGAUGGCGCGCAUGAUAGUGAGGAGAAUGGUGGUAUGGGGGACAUGCAUGGUAGUGUGUAUGAGGAUCAAGAGACGGAGGAGGAAGGGGUCGAAGAAGAGGAGGAGGAGGAGGAAGAGGAGGAGGAGGAGAGGGUGGUAGUGGUGUUUAAGACAGCAACCAAGGGUAAAACGGAUGAGGAGGAGGAAGAGGAGGUGGUGGGAGAAUCUACUACUGAGCAUGAGUCAAUGACCGAGGGCCCUCUUGACACGGAUACUGAGGAUGCUGGUAACGAGUAUGAGGAGGACAAUGAGCGGGUAGUUGUGGUGUUUAACCGACCCAGGACUGGCGAGAAGAGGGAGGAGGAGGAUGAGGAGGAGGAUGAAGAUGAUAUGUUGCUAGGUAGUGUGGUUGGGGAUGCGAUUCAGACAGGAAGUCAAAUGGCCAGCCAGACAGGCAGCUAUGUGGGUGAGGAGGAGGGUUGGGAGGCUGGGGAAGAGGAAGAGGAGACUGCUGGUGAUAAUAGUGAGGAGGGGAGUUUGGAGGAUGGGGAGAGGGUGGUGGUUGUGUUCAAUAAGGCGACGCAUGCUGAGAAGGAGGAGGAAGAGGAGGAGUUAGAGGAGGGAAUAGAGAAGGGGGAGGAGGUGGAUGAGGAGGAGAUUGCUGAUGUUAGCGAAGAGGGGAGUUUGCAGGAUGGGGAGAGGGUAGUGGUCGUGUUUAAGAAGGCGACGCAUGCUGAGGAGAUGGACGAGGAGGAAGAGGAGUUAGAGGAGGAAGAGGUGGAGGAGGAGGAGGAAGUAGUAGAGGGGGAGAUUGCUGGUAAUAGCGAGGAGGGGAGUUUGGAGGAUGGGGAGAGGGUGGUGGUCGUGUUUAAGAAAGCAACACAUGCUGAGAAGGACGAGGAGGAGGAGGAGGAGGAGGAGGAGGAGGUGGGAGAGGGACGGAGGGUGCAAGCGGGAAUGAGCGAGGAGGGGAGUGAGAGGCUCAGUGAGGAGGCAAGAAAACAUGAGGACGAGCAGCAGGAGGAGGAAGGGGAGGAGGAAGAGGAGGAAGCUGAGGAGGAGCAGGAGGAGGAGCAGGAGGAGGAGCAGGAGGAGGAAGGUUAUGAGGAAGAGGAUGAGGAGGAUGCCCACAGAGCAGCAUCGACAGUCAGCGCAGCAGCUCGCACAGUCAGCACAGCAGCUCGCACAGUCAGCACAGCAGCCCGCACAGUCAGCACAGCAGCUCGCACAGUCAGCACAGCAGCCCGCACAGUCAGCACAGCAGCCAGCACAGUCAGCACAGCAGCCCGCACAGUCAGAGCAGCAGCUUGCACAGUCAGCGCAGCAGCUCGCACAGUCAGCGCAGCAGCUCGCACAGUCAGCAGAGCAGCCCGCACAGUCAGCACAGCAGCUUGCACAGUCAGCGCAGCAGCUCGCACAGUCAGCGCAGCAGCUCGCACAGUCAGCGCAGCGGAACACGCAGCAGGAGGCUCGCUCAGUGGAGCAAGUGGGGAUGCUUCAGCUGCUGUGGCCAGAGUUGGAAGCACAACAGGCAGUUUGAGUGGAAGCGAGAGCAAGCACAGCAGGGGCAGUAGUGUAAGCAGGGGGAGCAGUGUAAGCAAGGGGAGCAGUGUAAGCAAAAAAAGCAAGGGGAGGAGCAGGGAGAGCAGUGUAAGGAAGGAGAGCAAGGGGAGGAGCAGGGGGAGAAGUGUAAGCAGUCCUAGGUCAAAUGGGAGCAGUUAUGAUGGUGGUUCGGGGAGUGCUGCGAGUGACAGGGAGGACGAGAGGAUGAGUGGGGAAAUGGAGGAGAGUGGGGAAAUGGAGGAGAGUGGGGUAGUGGAGGAGAGUGGAGUAGUGGAGAGUGGGGUAAUGGAGAGUGGAGUAGUGGAAAGUGGUGCAAUGGAGAGUUGGAGUGGUGUGGAGGGGUUAAGUGACGAGGAGAAAGAGGCUCAAGAACACGGGAGUGAGGAGCGAGGGGUGGAAGGGCAGGAGAAUGAGGAGCGAGAGGCUGGAGAGCUGGAGCGUGAGGACGAUGGUGUGGAUGUGUGGAGCAGUGAGAGUGACGCAUGGCAUGAGGCAGUGACAGAGGCGGAGGAGAGAGAUGAAGGAGAAGGAAUAGCACCAGUACCAGAGGGUGUGAGUGGGGAUGGUGCAAGGAGUGUUGUGGAGAGUGAUGGGGAGGUGGAUGGGACAAGCUGGGUCAGCAGCAUCGUAUCCCCUCUGCAGCAGGUGAAGGUGGUUCCUGGACACGUGGCAGACACUGAAUGGACGGAGGAGCUGGGAGACGAGCAGCAGGCAGUUCAGGUGUCGGGAGCAGAGAAUCAGGUGGAUGAUCAUGUGAAUGAUAAGGUUGAUGCUCAGGUGGAUUCUCAGAUGGUUCAGCAAGCAGGUGAGCAGGAGCAGCAGCAGGAUGCAGGGGUGGGCAUGGAUGGGACAGAUGGUUCUGCAGCUGCAGGCGAUGGGAUGAUAAGGCAAUUCAGCGAGGAUGGGGUGAUGAGGCAGAUUGGGGAGGAUGCGUAUGUGUACGAGAUGGGGGAUGGCAUGGGAGGAAAGGGCAAAGAUGAAUUGGCGCGUUCAGCAGGAGGCGAUGAUGGGGUUAUGAGGCAGAUUGGGGAGGAUGCGUAUGUGUAUGACAUGGGGGAUGGUGUGGGGGGAUGUGAGGAGCUGGAUUGGAGCAGGGAUGUGGGCGAUUGGGGGGUGGGAGUGCUUGGGUGGUCGGGUGACUGGACGAGGGAGAGUGAGGUGUGGGGUGUGAAUGCAAUGAGGGAUGAGGGAGAGGUGCUGGGGGCGAGUGGUGUGAAAUUGAAUGAUGCUGGUGCUGCCAGUGGUGCUGCUAGUGAUGCUGUCAAAUUGGAUGGGCAGACUGAGGAGAGGGAGGAGAGUGAGGAAGAGAGAGAGGAGAGUGAGGACGAGAGGGAGGAGAUAGGGGAGGAGAGGAAGGAGAUAGGGGAGGAGAGGAAGGAGAUAGUGAAGGAGAGGAAGGAGAUAGGGGAGGAGAGGAAGGAGAUAGGGGAUGAGAGAGUGGACAGAGGGGAGGAGAGAGAGGAGGAGAAAGAGGAGAGAGAGGAGAGCGGUGUGGAGAGGGAGGAGAGAGCGGAGAGAAAAGACGGGGAAGAGAAAGGGGCAGAGGACAAGGAGGAGGUAGAGGACGAGGAGGAGGCUAGGGAGGAGGAGGAGAGGAGGAGGAGGAUGGUGCUGCCCCUUGCCAGCCCUGUUGCGCUGCCUCAAGAUCGAACCGCUGGGGGCGGGGAGUCAUGGGCCGAGGAGGUUCCGCAAGGGCAACUUCUCAGAGAAUCUUUUGGUACCUUCCCUGCUUCUCAACACCCUACUGCUCUCACCGCCUCUGCUGCUGUGCCACACUUCGUUGCUCCUGCCAGUCUUGCUGCUGUGGCACGUGCUGGGCCGGAGGCUGCAAGUCCAUCUGAAAGGCCGGUUUUGGAGUUGCGGUCGAUUCCAGCUAGCAGCUCGCCUGAAAAGGCACCUGGUACAGCAGCUGAUAGAGCACCCGAUUCGGCACUUAAUGUGGCACCUGAUGCAGCACCUGAUGCAGCAGCUGAUGUGGAACCUGAUACAUCACCUGCGAAAAGCCCUGCCUCUGUUGAGGUGCUUCCUUCAGGUGCUGUCUCUGUUGUGUUGCCCUCAGGUGCUGUUUCCGUUGUGCUACCUUCAGGUGCCGUGUCUGUCAUGCUGCCGUCAGGUUCUGUCACUGUUGCACUGCCUUCAGGUGCUGUCUCUGUUGGUUCAGGUGCCACCCCUGAUUCGCGUGCUUCGAAUUCACCUGAGACUGCGGAAACGAGAAUGGAUCAAAGUGAGUGGGAAGAUCUUAGGGGGACAGAGGUGGAGGAUGGGACAAAAGGAAAGGGGAGUGAGAGUGAUGCGGAGAGGAAGAGUGAUGGGAAGGAGGAGAUUGCAAGUGAGAGUGAGGGAGAGGGUGAGAAGUGGGAGGAAUCAGAGGAGUGGAGUGAUGUUGGUGAUGUGGUUACCAGCAGUGCUGGUGAUGAGGUAGCCAUUGAAGCUGGUGAUCCAAUCACCAGAGAAGCUGGGGAGAUAUGGAGUGAGAGGGAAGGGAGUGAUAAGGAAGGGAGUGAGAGGGAAGGGAGUGAGAAGGAAGGGAGUGAGAAGGAAGGGAGUGAGAAGGAAGGGAGUGAGGAGGAAUGGAGUGAGAAGGAAGGUAGUGAGAAGGAAGGGAGUGAGAAGGAAGGGAGUGAGAAGGAAGGGAGUGAGGAGGAAUGGAGUGAGGCGGAAGGGAGUGAAAGGGAAGCGAAUGAGAAGGAAGAGAGUGAGAGGGACAGGAGUGAGAAGGACUUUGAAGAGGAGGAUGCAAGAGCAGCAGAGGAAGCAGGAUUGAUGGCCCUUGACAAAGCAGAUUACACCGUGCAAGAGCAAGGUACAGCAGCAGCAGCAAAGGACGAGGAAUCUAUGGGCUUUAACAAAGCAGACGGCACAGUGCAAGAGCAAGGUGCAACAGCAGCAGCAGCAGCAGCAGCAGCAGCAGCAGCAGCAGAGGAAGAGAAAUUGAUGGAGCCUCCGGUAACGCUCAUGGCCCAGAUGUCAUUGCCAGCAGUCGCUGCUUCGGCUGUGGGAGGAGGUGUGGUGGCAGCAGCACAGGCGGAUGGGCCGGUGGCAGGAGGUGACUGGGAGAGCGAGGAGUGGAGUGAUGUGGGGUUCGGUGUGGGUGAGUGGGAGGAGGAGAUUGUGGGAUCUGGAGGAGUGGGGGAAGAGAGUGAGGGCCAGAGUGAAGGGGUUGGCGAGGUGGAUGGAGAUAUUGAGGGUGAGGUGGAGGACGGAGAGGAGGGUGAAGGUAGUGAGGGAGAGGAGAUUGGAACGGUGGGAGAGGAGGUUGGUAUGGGGAGGGAGGAGGAUGAAGAUGGAAAGAAUGAGGAGGCUGAAGAAUGUGAAGAGGAGGAGGGAGGGGAUAAGGAUAGAGAGGAGAAUGAGGGUCUGCAAGGAAGCAGCGCAGUGGCAGUAGGAGACAUGGCAGGAGAGGGAGAGGUCAAGUUGCGUGCUGAUGAGAGCGAGGGGCAUGUGGGUAGGAAGGAGGAUCAGAGGGAGGAGGAAAUGGAGGAGGAGAGAGAAGAGGAGGAGGAGGUGGGAUCGGAGGAGGAGAGGGAAGAGGAUACGGAGAGGGAGCGGCAGGGGCAAGAGGAAGUGGAGGAUUCGCACAGAGAGGAACUGAAGGAGGGUGUUGCUGAAGGAAGGAGAGUGGAGGAGGAAGAGGACAGGAUGAUGAGAGUGGAUGAGGGAGUGGAGGAGGGAGUGGAUGAGGGAGUGGAGGAAAGAGAGGAAGGGAAAGAAGAGGAGAAAGUGGAGGAAAAGCUGGAGGAAGGGGUAACGGAAGGGAGGGUGGAGGGUGAGGGUAGAGAUGCUCAUGCGGAAGGGAGUGAAGUGGAGGAUGGGAGUGAGAGUGGGAGUGGGAGCAUGAGUGAGAGGGAGAGUGAUAGCAUGAGUGAGAGGGAGAGUAAGAGCAUGAGUGAGAGGGAGAGUGAUAGCAUGAGCGAGAGAGCGAGUGCAAGUGAAGGUGAGAAGGAGGGUAAGAGCGCGAGUGAGAGGGAGAGUGAAAGUGAAGGUGAGAGGGGGAGUAAGAGCAUGAGUGAGAGGGACACAGAGAGUGACAGUCUGAGUGACGGAGAGAGUGAAAGCGUGAGUGAGAGGGGGAGUGAAGGUGAAAGUGACAGGAGGAGUGAAAGAAUGAGUGACAGUGGAAGUGAGAGGGGUGCUGAGAGUGAGAGUGGAAGUGAGAGGGGGACUGAGAGUGAGAGUGGAAGUCAGAAGGGUGCUGAGAGUGAGAGUGCGAGUGAUAGGGGGGCUGAGAGCGAGAGUGAAACCGAGAAAGGUUUUGAGAGUGAGAAUGAAAGUUCGAGGAGGGCAGAGAAUGAAAGCAAGGCAGGGGCUGAAAACGAGAGCAGGACAGAGCCGACUAGUGCAGCCGUGGAGACGCCUCAGCAAGACGACAUCACAGAAGGUGCCAUUGGCGCUGCUGAGAAUGAGAGUGGAAGUGAGACGGGUGCUGAGAGUGUGAGAGCAGCUGCAGGUGAGAGCCAGAAAGAGACGAGUGGAGCUGUGGAGGUGCCUCAGCUGGGCGACAUGACAGAGCGAGCAGCAGCGGACACCGGCGCUGCAGCAGGGGCCACUGUCGCCGCAGUAGGCACUGGUACUGAGGAGGAGAGCCAGAAGGAGCCGAGUGCAGCCAUGGAGGUGCCUCAGCAGGACGACAUUGCAGAAGGAGCAGCAGCGGACACCGGCGCUGCAGCAGGGGGGGCCACUGUCACUGCAGCAGGCACUGGUACUGAGGAUGAGAGCGAGGAGGAGCCGAGUGCAGCCGUGGAGGCGCCUCAGUUGGACAACAUUACAGUAGGUGCAGCAGCGGACACUGGCAUUGCAGCAGGGGCCACUGUCACUCCAACAGGCACUGGUACUGAGGACGAGAGCCCGAAAGAGCCAAGUGCAGCCGUGGAGACGCCUCAGCUGGACGACAUCACAGGAGGUGCAGCAGCGGACAUCGGCGCUGCAGCAGAUGCUUCUUCAGAGUCAGCUGGAAAAGGAAUCACAGGAGGUGCAGCAGCACGCAUGGCAGAGCCAGAAGCGGCCACCAUCGUGGCAAGCACUGCAACACCAGACGAGCCUCCCGUGUCUGCCGCCCAUCUUGUUCCGCAUCCCCCCACUCUUUCCCCCACCGCAACCAUCUCACCCGUUGCCCCCAGCUCAGCUGUCCCGUCUGUCUCAGUCUCAGCCGUCCCCUCCGCCCCUAGUGCUUCCACUGCCCCUACCAUUCCCUCUGUCCCCUCUGCUUCCUCCCGCACUGCCAACUCCUGGAUUCGCCCAGCACAGCCGUCUUCCCACUCCGACUCAGGCUCGGACUCUGACUGGUCCGACUCCGAACCUGCGCCCAAGCCUGUGCCCAUCCGAGCCUGGAGGGCAGGCAUGGCGAGUGCAGCGCUGGCCCCUGAGCCUGCCGCCUCUCCUCCCCCACAAACUGUCCCCGUGGGGCGACUGCGGAGUGACUUCCUCAACCGCUUCCAGCAGCAGCAGGAGCAGCAGCAGCAGGAUCGUUCCUCUGUGCCUGCUCUUGAAUCUCCACAGCAGCAGCAGCAGCAACAGCAGCAGCAAGGGCAGCAGCAGCAGCAGCAGCAGCAAGGGCAGCAGCAGCAGCAGCAGCAGCAGCAAGGGCAGCAGCAGCAGCAGCAGCAGCAGCAGCAGCAGCAGCAAGGGCAGCAGCAGCAGCAGCAGCAGCAGCAGCAAGGGCAGCAGCAGGUCUCUCCAACUUUGCCUAAGUUCUCACACGCUGCACUGCAGCAAACGGCUGCUACAUCAGUAGGCGUAGCUGCUGACAUGGAGCAAGCUUCUGACGUGGAGCAAGCUGCUGACGUGGAGCAAGCUGCUGACGUGGAGCAGGUUGCUGACGUGGAGCAAGCUGCUGACGUGGAGCAGGUUGCUGACGUGGAGCAAGCUGCUGACGUGGAGCAGGUUGUUGAGGUCAAGGCUAAUGUCGAGUCUGAAUUACCUGCUGGUGGUGAUGAUGCAAUUGCUGAUAAGGAACGGCCUGCACUCAUGCAGUCAACUGCUGACGUGGCACCUCCUGCUGAUGUGGACGAUGUGAAGGACGAUUCCAGACCAUCUUCUCCAGAUGGGUCAGCCACCAGCAUGGAAGAUGCAGCUGAUGUGGAAGCUGAUGUGGCAGCUGCUGAUGUGGCAGGUGAGGUGGCUCUGGGUGCAGCUGGAGGUGCUAGUGUGCAGAUGCCAAGUGGGGUGGGUGCACCUGUGCUGCAGACGAGAGGUGAGGCCAAGGAGGUGGAAGUAGGGGAGGUGGUGGGAGCAGGUGAAACUGACACAGGGAGACUGGAAGGAGAGAGCGACGUGGAAGCAGAAUUGGUGCAAGCAGAAGAGGUGGGAGCAGGGGGGGCGGAAGCAGAAGAGGUGGGAGCGGAGGAGGUGGAAGCAAAUAAAUUUUCCGGUCCAGAUUCUGAACCUGGCUCUGCGUCGGAUGCUGAUGUGGCUGCUGAUCUGGCUGCUGACGUGGCUGGUGAUGUGGCUUUGCAUGUGCCUGGAGGUGAAACUGCAGCGGCACCAUCUCCAUCAAGAUCAGGCUCCGAUUCUGACUCUGCUUUGGAAACUGAUGUGGCUGCUGACAUGGCUGCUGACGUGUCUGCUGACGUGGCUCUGUGGACGACUGGAGGUGAAGCUGCAGCUGCCCCAUCUCCAUCAAGUUCUGACUUCGAAUCUGACACCGCGUUGGGAGCUGAUGUGGCUGCUUAUGCAACUGCAGGCGUAGCUACACCAUCCCCGUCAAGUCCGCCAGACUCAGAAUCUGUCACUGCUUUGGAGGCAGUGGGGGUGGAGGAAGGGGAAGGUGCGGAGGGUGGGGUGGCAGCUACGGGUGUAGCGGUGCCUACAGGGGUGGAUGGGGCGGCAAUGAAAGAGGAGGAUGCGGAGAUGCUCGGAGCAGUGGAGGGCAGGGAGCAGUUGGGAUCAGAGGAGAGUGAGGAGGCUAAGGAGGCUGAAGAAACUGGGGAUAGUGAGGAAAUUGAAAACACUGAAGAGAAUGAAAAGUGUGAGGAGAGUGAGGAGAGUGAGUACGCUAAGGAGGUCAAGGAGACUACGGAGGAGCAUGAGGAGGCUGAGUCACGUUCUGAUGAUGCUGAGUCACGUUCUGAUGAUGAUGAGUCACGUUCUGAUGAUGCUGAGUCACGUUCUGAUGAUGCUGAGUCACGUUCAGCUGCUGAGUCACGUUCUGAUGCUGAGUCACGUUCAGCUGCUGAGUCACGUUCUGAUGCUGAGUCACGUUCUGAUGCUGAGUCACGUUCUGAUGCUGAGUCACGUUCUGGUACUGAGUCGCGAUUUGAUGCGUCACGUUCGGAUGCUGAGUCACUUUCUGAUGCUGAGUCACGUUCUGAUGCUGAGUCACAUGCUGAGUCACAGUCACAUGCUGAGUCACAUUCGGAUGCAGCGUCUGCUGGUGCUGGUGAUGAUGCAGUGAGGAUUACUGACGCAGCUGCAGUUGCUCUGCCGAAUUCUGCACCUGAUUCACCAGCAGGGGAUGAACCAGCUGCUUCUCUCACUGCCGCCUCCUCUCCUGCCUCUGCCACUCAGACGGACUCACCUGCUAUACCUGAAGCUGUUGACUCACCUGCCGCACCUGAUUCCCCUGCCGCACCUGAUUCCCCUGCCGCACCUGAUUCCCCUGCCGCACCUGAUUCCUCGGCCUCACCAGAUUCACCUGCCGCACCUGAUUCACCUGCCGCACCUGAUUCACCUGCUGCACCUGAUUCCCCUGCCGUGCUCGAUUCUACUGCCGCACCUGAUUCACCUGCUGCAUUUGAAAUACCUGCAGCACCUGAUUCACCUGCUGCGUUCAAAACACCUGCCGCACUUGAUUCACCUACCAGGGCUGAAUCAGCUGCGUCUUUGAGCCCUGCCUCCUCCCCUUCCUCUGCCACCCAGUUGGAGGCUCGAGUUGAGAGCGAGGAGGAGAGGCAGGAGGAGGAAAGGGCGAGGGAAGAGGAGGGAGGAGAAAAGGAGGCGGAGAAAAGUGAAUGGGUGGAGGAUAAAAGUGAAAGGGAGGAGGAAAGUGAAAGAGCGGAGGAGGAAAGUGGAGGGGCAGAGGAGAAAGAGGAGUUGGAAGAGGAGGAAGGAAAGCGGGAAGAGGAAGAAGAGGAGGAGGGAGGAGUCGAGGCGAGGGGAGAGGUGGAGAGCGGAGGGAAAGAAGCAGAGAAGGCGGAAGAGGAGGAGAGUGGAGAGGAGGAGACGGAAGAUGGGAAACAGGAGAAGGGGGAAGAGGAGGAGACAGAAGAUGGAAAACAGAAGGUAGAAGAGGAGGAGAGCAGAGUGGAGGUUAUAGAGGAGGAGAAGGAGAAGCAGGAAGGUGUAUUCGUGGCAGAGGAAGAAAUGGGAAGAACUGGAGAUGUUAAGAGAGAGAGCAUGGACGGAGAGGGAGUGGGAAGUGAGGGUGUGGAGGGAGAGAGUGUGGAGGGAGAGAGUGUGGAGGGAGAGAGUGUGGAGGGAGAAGAGAGUGUGGAGGGAGAGAGUGUGGAGGGAGAGAGUGUGGAGGGAGAGAGUGUGGAGGGAGAGAGUGUGGAGGGAGAGAGUGUGGAGGAGAGCGAUGUGGCUGUGCCAGCAGCAGAUGCAAGUGUCAGUGGCCAGAGCGCAUCAGGCGGCACGGAGGGGGAGAGUAUGGAGAGGGAGAGUGUUGAGGGAGAGAGUGUGGAGGGAGAGAGCGCAGGGGGAGAGGAUAGUGUGGCAGCACCAGAGGCGGAUGCAAUUAUCAAGGUCCAGGGCAUGGCGAGUGCAGCUGCAGCAGAAGCAUCGGCUCCUGUGCCUGCUGCAUCUCCUCCCCCCGAAGCAGCUGUGGGGCGACUGCGGAGUUACUUCCUCAACCGCUUCCAGCAGCAACCGGAACAACCCUCUUCGCCUCCUCUUGGGUCUCCACAACAACAGCAGCAGCCGCGGCAGCAGGUGGAGGGAGAGGGGGAGAGAGAGGAAAAGGGUGCGACCUUAAUGGAGGUGAAGGAAGGGGGUGUGUUAGCGGAAGAUGAUGACAGAGAGAAAGUGAUUGUGACAGAGAGUGAUGAGGAGAGAGCGGUUACGGUAGAGGGAGUGGAAGCGAGCGAGGAAGAGGGGGUGGCGAGGGAGGGAGAGGAAGUAGAAGUGACAGAGGAAGAGGGAGUGGAAGCGACAGUGGAAGAUAGAGUGGAAGUGGGUGAGGAGGAGACAGUGGAAGAUGGAAAGGUAGAGAGCUUACAGAAGGAAGAGGAGGAGAAAGAGGCUAAGGAAUUGCGAGAGAAGGAGGUUGAGGAAAAAUUGGAGGACGUGGUUAAGGAGGAUAGAGUGAAAGAGGGUGGGGAGGAGAGAGAGGAGGCGAGUAAGGAUGAGAGGAUGGACGAGGAACAGAGGGUGGAAGUAAGGAAGGAAGAGAGGGAGGAAGAGGGUGAGGUGGAUAGGGAGGAAGAGGGUGAGGAGGAGAGGGAGGACGAGGGUGAGGAGAAGAGGGAGGAAGAGAGUAAGGAAGAAAGCGUGGAAGAGCCUAAGGAAGAAAGGGAGGAGGAAGUGAAGGGAGAGAGCGAGGAAGAGGCUAAGGAGGAGACUGACGCGGAUGGUGUUGUGGCUGUCCCUUCCCCUUCUCCGGUCUCGUCCCCUCUUCCUCCCACCGCCAUCCCGCCAGCUCAACCUCCCACCACGGCCAUAACCAUCAAGCCACGUGCCCCGGAUUCAUGGAUGAGGCAGCAGAAGACCCAUACCUCUGAAUCAGGCUCGGACUCUGACUGGUCCGACUCUGAGCCUGCGCCCAAGCCUGUGCCCAUGCGACCCUGGAGGCCAGGUGCGGGGGGUGCUGUGGCGGCAAUGGCAGCUGCACCUGCGCCUGCUGCCUCUCCUCCCCCCCAGCCUCCAGCGGUGGGGCGACUGCGGAGUGACUUCCUCAACCGCUUCCAGCAGCAGCAGCAGCAGCAGCAGCAGCAGCAGCAGCAGCAGCAGCAGCAGCAGCAGCAACAAGAGCAGCAGCAGCAGGUUCUCACUGAUGCUCCUGCUCGACUUCUGACCACUACUGCUGGUGCCGCUGACUCUGAUAAGGCGUCAGCUGCUACUACUGCAGCUGAGGAUGAUGUUUUUGGCGGUUCCGGUGAUGUGCCAGGAACAGAAGCAGAGGCAGGAGCAGCAGCAGCAGCAGCAGCACAAGGGGCAGAAAUGGCACUGGCGGCUGUUGCUGGGGAUGAGGUUGGACAGGCAGAGGGGGCAGAGAAGGUGCAAGAGGAAGCAGGUAGAGUUGGGCUGGAGGCGCAGUCAGGUGAAUUGUCAGGUGGAGAGGUGUGUCAAGGCGGCCAAGUUUCGGCUGAUGCGGCAUCAGGGCCAUCCACUCCUGUGCCAGCUGACGUGGCAUCAGGCCUAUCCACUCCUGUGCCAGCUGAUGUGGCAUCAAGGUCAUCCACUCCUGUGCCAGCUGAUGUGGCAUCAGGCCCAUCCACUCCUGUGCCAGCUGAUGUGGCAGCAGACGCACCGUCUUUACCUGAACCAUCCAUUCAUCCAACAAUGGCCGGCCCCUCCCUUCCUCUCUCCUCCCCUCAGCCUCUUUCCUCCUCUCAGCCACUCGCCUCCCCUCAGCCUUCCACUCCUCCUCACCGCACUGCACCUCCCGUCACCAUCAAGCCCCGCGCUGCAGACUCAUGGAUGAAACGACCCAAUCAGGACUCUGAUUCAGGCUCAGACUCUGACUGGUCCGACUCCGAACCUGCGCCCAAGCCUGUGCCGAACCGAGCCUGGAGGCCAGGCAUGGCAAGUGCAGCAGCAGCAGUACCUGCCCCUGCGCCUGCCGCCUCUCCUCCUUCCCAGCCUGCAGCGGUGGGGCGACUGCGGAGUGACUUCCUCAACCGCUUCCAGCAGCAGCUGACGGAGCAACCCUCUGUGCCUGCUCUUAGGUCUCCCCACCAGCAGCAGCAGCAGCCGUUGGCUGUGUCUCCUCAUGUGCAACCCCGCACUCCAGAGGAAGGGGAGGUGGGGGGUGACUCUGAAGGCAGCGGAGAAGAGGACGGUGGGGGCACGAGAGCAGGAGCUAUGGCUGCUGAAGGUACGGUUGCUGAUGCUAUGGGGGAGUUGUCUGCUGAGGUGGCAUCAGAAGCACCUGCUGACGUGGCAGCGGAAGCGGCUGCUGAUGUGGCAACGGAAGCGGGAGCUGAUGUGGCAUCGGAAGCGGCUGCUGAGGUGGAGGAGCAGGAGAAUGAGGCACGGGAGGAAGAGGAGGACGAAGGGGGUGGAGAAGACGGAGAGGAGGAAAACGAGGAGGAUGAGAAAGAAGAGGAAGAAGAGGAAGAAGCGACAGAAGCAAAGGAAGAGGACAAUGCGGAGGUAGAGGGAGAGGAGGGUGUUGAGGAAGAAGAGGAAGGAGGGAGUGAGGCAGGAGAGGAAUCCACUGAGGAGGUGACUGUAGAAGUGACAGAGGAGUAUGAAGAGGUGACUGUAGAGCAAACGGAGGAGUAUGAAGAAGUGACAGUCGAAGUGACAGAGGAAUAUGGGGAAGUGACUGUAGAAGUAGAAGAAACGGGAGAAUAUGAGGAGGUGACUGUAGAAGAAACGGCAGAAUACGAGGAGGUAACUGUAGAGGUAACUGAGGAAUACACUGAAGAGGAAGUUACCGUGGAAGUUACAGAGGAGUAUACAGAAAAGGAGGUUACUGUAGAGGUUACAGAGGAGGUUACAGAUGAGGAUAAAUCGGAGGAGGUGGCAGAGGAGGGAGCAGGAGCAGCAGGUGGAGAAGCGGGAGAAAGCGCAGAGGUACAAGUUGCGGAAGAGGAGGAACAGGAUGGGGAGCAGGAGGAGGAGCAGGAGGAGGAGCAGGAGGAGCAGGAGGAGCAGGAGGAGGAGGAGCAGGAGGAGGAGGAGGAGGAGCAGGAGGAGGAGGAGGAGUAUGAAGAGUAUGAGGAGCAAGAAGAGGAGGAGGAAGAAGAGGAGGAAGAGGAAGAGGAGGAGGAGGAGGAGGCAAGCGAAAAAGAGAGCACAAACGGCAGCAGCAAGGAAAGCAGCCCGAGGAAUAAGCAUGAGAAGGAAGAGGAGGAGGAUGAGGAAGCGAAGAUACGGCGGCAGGAGCAGGAGGAGCGGAACGCGGAGGAGCAGCGGGCGCUGCGGCUGCGAGUGGCGAGCAUGAAGCGGUUCAAUGCGGGGGGGUUGCUGGUGUUGCACAUCCCUCUUAACUAUCCCUUCUGUCUCCCACCCACUGGUUGUGUCUUUUCUCCCUCCUCCCCCCUUUCACAGCGCUCGCGGAUGCUGUCUCUGGUGGCGUCACAGGGCCUGCAUGUGCCGGCCAGUGCAGUGACCCGGGAGAUCAUGGGGCUAACUGGGGGUGGUGCUGGGGUGGGGAGCCGGAGCAUGGUGUCUCGGGGUAGCAUGGGGCGUGCAGGAGGCGGUGGUGCUAACCUGGGGAUGAGUCGGAGCAUGGUGAAGGAGAGAAAGCGGCCUUCGCUGCUGGAGAGUAGUAGUGAGGAAGAGGAGGAAGAGGAGGAGGAAGAGGAGGAAGAGGAAGAGGAGGAGGAGGAGGAGGAGGAGGAGGAGGACGAGGAUGAUAUUGAUGAGGAUGGUGAGGGUGGUGCAGAGGAAGGGGAGGGAGAAGAGGAGGGCGAGGAAGAAGAGGAGGGGGAAGAGGAAGAGCAUGGAGAGGCGGAGGAGGAGGAGGAGGAGGAGGAGGAGGAGGAGGAGGAGGAGGAGGAGGAGGAGGAGGAGGAGGAGGAGGAGGAGGAGGAGGAGGAGGAGGAAGAGGAGGAAGAGGGGGGAGAUGAGGGAGAGGAUACACAGGAGGAGGAAGAUGGAGUGGAGAAAAUAGAUAACGAGGAGAAUGAGGAGGAGGAGGAGGAGAACGAGGAGAACAGGGAGGAGAAUGAGGAGAAUGAAGAGGAGGAAGAGGAGGAGAAUGAAGAGGAGAAAGAGAAUGAGGAGAACGAGGAAAUCGAGGAGCAGGAGAACGUAGAGCGUGAGGCAGGGUACACGGAUAUGGAGGCUGGAGGCGAGGAGUCUUGGAAUGUGGAGGCUGACGAGGGUCUUGCUGAGGAUGCUGCACCCGAGGACAAUCCAGGAGAGGAGAGUUCGGCUGAGGCAGGAGGAGCGGGUGAAGUUGCAGGCAGCGAUUCUGCCAAAGACCCCCCACUGGCUGUGUCUGAGGGUGAGGGGCGUGUGAAGGCCCUUGCUGCUGCAAUGCUUGCGCCUACUUCUGUGGUUGCUGCUCCUGCGGACGCCACUAGUGCAACCCCCAAAGAGGUAGCCUCUCCAGAUGUCGCAGAGGGGCGUGUGAAGGCUCUUGCUGCUGUGGUGGCAUCAGCUGCGUCUGCCGACGCCGCCAGUGCACCUUCUAAAGAGCCAGAGGCUGUAGAUGUUGCUGGGGGAAGGGUGAAAGCACUUGCUGCUGUGGUGGCGUCUGCAAAUGCUGAUACCACAGCUGCAACCCCUAAAGAGGCUGCGGCUAUUAAUGUUCCUGGGGGGCGUGUGAAGGCUCUUGCUGCUGUGGUGGUGUCUGCUGCGUCUGCUGACACUACCCCUGCACCCUCUAAAGAGCCAGCGGCUGUAGAUGUUGCCGGUCGAAGGGUGAAGGCUCUUGCUGCUGUGGUGGCGCCUGCUGCGUCUGCUGACUCAACCAGUACAAUCCCUAAAGAGGCGGCAAAUCCAGAUGUCGCAGAGGGGCGUGUGAAGGCUCUUGCUGCUGUAGUGGCGUCUGCAACUGCUGAUACCACAGCUGCAGCCCCUAAAGAAGCGCCAAUUCUAGAGGUUGUCGGUGGGAGGGUGAAGGCUCUUGCCACCACUGUGACUGCUCCUGUGGGUGCUGAUACCACUGCUGGUCCACCCUAUAAAGAGGCGGCGACUCUAGGCGUUACUGGCGGGCGUGUGAAGGCUCUUGCUGCUGUGGUGGCGUCUGUAGACAUCCGCUCGCUGGAGGUUGCGAAGGGGCGGGUGAGAGAGCUCGCUGCUCGUGCUUCCUCUGCUGCUGACAGGAGCAGCACUGAAACUGCCGGUGUUGCUUCAAAGGACUUGGUCUCUCUGGAUGUUGCAGAGGGGCGGGUGAGAGAGUUGGCUGCUGCUAUGGCGUCUGCUGGUGCUGAUACCGAUUCUGCUAGCGUUGGCGGUGCAACCUCUGACGGCCCCUCGCCAGACGUGGCAGAGGGGCGGGACUUGGCUAAUCUAGAUGUUGCAGAGGGGCGGGUGAAAGAGCUCGCUGCUCUUGCUUCCUCUGCACCUGCUGAUGGCACUGCCACCUCCGCGGCUGCAUCAAAGGAUGUUUCUAUAGAGGUUGCAGAGGGGCGAGUGAAGGCUCUUGCUGCUCUUGCUGCUUCUGCUGCUGACAACAGUGCUGAUACAGCCACUGCUGCUUCAAAGGACUUGGCCUCGCUGGAGAUUGCAGAGGGGCGAGUUAGAGAGCUCGCUGCUCUGGCUGCCUCUGUCGCUGCUGACAGCACUGCAACCGCCGGCGCUUCUUCGAAGGAGGUCUCUUUAGAGGUUGAAGAGGGGCGGGUGAUGGCCCUUGCUGCUCUAGCUACCUCUGCUGGUGCUGCGCCUGCUGCAAGUUCUGCUGCCCUACCCCAGUCCUCCCAGUCUUCUCUCCCAGGUGCUAUGUCUGGCAACAGCACUAGCAAACCCACGAUGCUGUACAGCAAUGACAAGAGCAUCCAGCAGCAGCAGCAGCAGCAUCUGCACUACCCUGCUCCCUCGCCCCGCCUCGUUCACCGUCCCUACUCCCCGUCACCGCGCUCAAUCCCUCACUCCCCCUCCGCCCAUCUCCCCUGCUACACGCGCUGCCCCUCCACCCACCUCGUGAGUCCCAUUCGUCCCCGCGGUAGCUUCAGCCCUAGCAGGUUCCGGGCUUUUGAUGCUGCAGCUGUAGCAGCAGCAGCCUUAGCAGGCGUAUCCCCCCAGCGCCGUCGAUCCCCAUCGCCGAACCUCCCGCGUUAUUCCGCCUCUCCUGGUGCCCAUCCUAGUGGCCUUCCCAUCCGAACCUCGUCCAUGAGCCCGAGCCAGUCCCCCAUGGCUCGAGGGGUGCCUAGGGAGCGGUUCGGGCUGCCGCCCAGGUUCGGCAGCAGUGUGAGGUUCGGUGGCGGGGCGAGGGACCCGAGCAGCGGCACGACAUGGAAGGAUAUUCUUCUCUCUGUGAAAGCAGCGACUCAGCCCGGAGCAACUGCUCCCGGUUCGAAUGCAGGGAGGCAAGAGGGUGCGGGUGCUGCUGCUCUGGCGGCUGUAGCGGCGGAGGUUGUAGCGGGAAUGCACAGGGAAAGGGAGGGAGGAGUGGGUGGGGCUACAGAGAAUGGAGAGUUAGGGUUUGGCGCAGUUGACGUAGUGGGAGGGACAGGAGGAAAGGUGGUGGGAGCGAUUGGAGAGUUGCAUGGGGACGGGUGCCGACAGGAGGGAUGGAAGAGGGCGAGAAGCGUGGCGACUGGGGUGAUGGCGACUGGUGGGGUGAUGGCAGGUGGACAACAGCAUUCGGUCAUAGAGAUCUCCAGGGGGAUAGCAGAGGGAGGAGAGGAGGGAGGGAUGGAGAAAGAAGAGGAGGCUCGGAGCAGGGACGGAGCAGUGGCUAUAGCUGAUACAGUGGUACAAGGGGAAGUUGUUGGGGAGGGAGGAGGAGCAGGAAAAGAAGCAGCAGAGGCAGAGGUUGUGGCUGCAUACAGCAACAUGGGUGGAGAGGGGAGAGGGGGGGAGGAGAAGUGGGGGGAGCAGAGUCCCAUGAGGGAACUGCUGGGGGCGUUAGAGUCUCCCACCAAUUGGGCUCGCCUGUGUGCCAAGAUGGAGCAGCAGCGGCAGCUGUACGAAUCUCAAGACGACUCAAGAGCCACCCAGCUAUCAGACCUGCCAGACGAGUUCAUCAUCCAGAUCCUCUCUCGUCUCACCGACCCACUCGACUGGGCGGCGUGUCUUGUCCUAUCCCGGCGCUUCGCCGCCCUCUCCUGCCUCGCGCUGCAAGCGCUCUACCUCCUUCCGAACCGCCUGCUCCCCAAGCCUCUGCUGGCUCGGUACCUAGCCUGUUACCCGAACCUGGCACUGCUGUACCUACCCUGGAACAGCCUGGGAGUGGAGGGGGACGAUGUUUUCGAGAUGAUUGCUUCGGCCGGACUGGAGCUUCAGGCUCUACACAUCGAUGUGUUCCCUGGGUACAAUGAGCGCUCUUAUGCAAGAACACCAGCAGGCCUCACAACCCUCUUCACCGCCCUCCCCUCCCUCCGCUCGCUCGCCCUCUGCACCGGCCGAUUCAUCCGCUCCCUCCCAGCCUCUAUCUCGCACCUCUCUCUUUUAGAGGAGCUGCUUAUACUGAAUCAGUCUUCGAAGCUUGGUUUACGGUCUCUUCCCCCUGCCCUCGGUCAGCUUUCAAAUCUUCGCCGCCUGGUGCUCGACUCCUGCUUGCAGCUUCCCACGCUGCCCGAGGAAAUCGGGCAGCUGACUGGAUUGGAGGAGCUGGAGUUGCUGAGCCUGGAUUGUUUACGCCAUCUGCCCGAAUCUAUUGGGCAGCUUCAGCGCCUGAAGUGGUUCAAGAUGUGCUGGUGCAUGUCGGUCCGCAGCCUGCCCGAGAGCAUCGGGCAGCUGAACGAAUUGGAGGAGAUGGUCAUCAACAUGGCAGCAAGUGAAACCUGGUUGGGCAGCCUGAAAGAGCUUCCGCAAUCUUUCGGUCAGCUCUACUCCCUACGGUUCCUGAAGAUU